Racocetra fulgida is the source of this 194-nucleotide messenger RNA. NCBI's taxonomy places the organism in Eukaryota, Fungi, Glomeromycota, Glomeromycetes, Diversisporales, Gigasporaceae. The record is from the annotation of a GenBank genome assembly.
AUAUCAAUAUGAUACGAGGAUUUGAAUUACUUAAACAAGCUGCCGAGAUGGGAGUACCUAAUUCACCAUAUGAACUUGCUCGGUGUUAUGAGUAUGCGGAAGGAACUGAAAAAGACUUGAAUGCUGCUUUAGAGUGGUAUCAAAAAGCUUUAGAUAAUGGGCAAAAAUGUCAUGACGACCGAGAGCGUGUCAUG